This is a messenger RNA of Cottoperca gobio, 2853 nucleotides long. Its product is annotated as neurofilament light polypeptide. The record is from RefSeq and is a predicted model, not a curated record. NCBI's taxonomy places the organism in Eukaryota, Metazoa, Chordata, Actinopteri, Perciformes, Bovichtidae. Gene Ontology annotation, molecular function: structural constituent of cytoskeleton. Gene Ontology annotation, biological process: neurofilament bundle assembly. The transcript is spliced from 3 exons. Gene Ontology annotation, cellular component: cytoplasm; axon; postsynaptic intermediate filament cytoskeleton. The coding region runs from base 152 to 2479 and encodes 775 amino acids.
GUCAGCUCUCAUUAGACCAUCAGCUGAUGCUACACCUUUUCAGCACCGCGGACAGCUCCGUUCUGCAUACCGAGCAGAUGGCGACGGUUAUAAAAAGCCCUCAUGGAGCGUCUCUGCAUCGGAGAUCCACCGCUACAGCCUGAGUCUCAGCAUGGAUAACAAAGUCUUCUUCCCGCAAAGAAUCACUCAAGAUGAGUAUUCACAAUGCAAGCCAAAACGUUCGGCUUUAGAUACCAGUGCAGUGUCCACGGGCAUGAAUCUGACCAAGUAUAAUGAGAAAGAAUUGAUGCAUGGUUUGAACGAUCGUCUCGCAGGAUUCAUAGAGAAGGUGCACUACCUGGAGCACCAAAAUCACCAGCUACAAAAAGAAAUAGGUGAGAUCAGAGAUAAAGCGAAACCCGCAUCUCGUCUGGAGGAGGAGUAUGGACCAGAGCUCAGGAAACUGAGACAGCUGGUUCAGGAUAUUACUCAUCAGAAGCAUGAGAUUGAAAUCGAGCAUGAGAAUUUAGAGGAACAACUGUACAACUUGAGAAGACAACAUGAGCAGGAGGCGCGUAGCAGAUCGGGUACAGAGAGCAAUAUCGUGGUCCUCAAGAAAGACAGCAAUGACGCGUGUCAGGCUAAACUAGAGCUGGACAAGAAAGCACAAGCUCUCGUGGAUGAAAUCCACUUCCUGAAGAGAAACCAUGAGGCCGAGAUGUCAGAGAUGUUUGACCAAAUCCAGGAUGCGCAGGUGACUGUCAAGGCGCAUGAAUUUGGCAACUCUGGCGUCACUGCGGCACUCCGGGACAUCAGGACACAACUGGAAGGUCAUACCGUGUCUGACGUCCAGCAGAUGGGAGAAACUUUCCAAUCUCAGUUUGCAAGGUUAACGGAGGCAGCUGAGAGUAAGAGAGAGGCUUUAAAAGCGACACAGCAAGAGAUUCAGGAGUGCAGGAAGCGACUGCAGGCCAAGAACAUCGAACUGGACUGCGCUAAAGGUACCGGGGAAGCGCUGGAGAAACACCUUCAUGACGUGGAGGAUCGUCACAUGGAGGAAAUGAUUCAUUACCAGAACGCAAUCAAAGAACUUGAAAACGAGCUCAUAAAUUGCAAAUUUGACAUGUCCAGUUACCUGCGGGAAUAUCAGGACCUGUUAAAUGUGAAGAUGGCUUUGGAUGUGGAGAUACUGUCUUACAGGAAACUUCUCUGCGGUGAGGAGGCUCGGCUAUCUGCGAUGUCAGACACCCACGUCUCGCUGCCCUACAUCUACCACCAGUCCCCCGUUUACACCCUGCCAUGUCUCAGCCGACCGGGAGGCCCGCACAGACGCGCUGAGCCCCACUACAAGUUCGUGGAGGAGAUCAUAACGGAGACCACUAGGGAAAUUGAGAUGUCAGAAUUUGAGGAGACAGGAUCGGAGGAGACAGAGCUGGAAACAUAUGAGCAGGAGUGUAACAAAAGAGAUAGAGGGAGCAGUGAGGAAGAGGUGGAUACUAAAGACAGUCAAGAGGAAGAAGGUGAGCAGAUGUCUGAUAGUGAGCAGAAUCAAGUAGAGUCAGAAGAGAAUUUAGUGAAUGGAGUUGAUGAUGGGAGUCCUGGUGAAGUGGAUGAUGGUGAAAAAGGUCCACAAAGUAAAGAAGAGUCAGAGAAGACUGAGGCAUUUGACAAUGGAGGAGACAUAGUUAAUAAUACUCAAAGUGAGGGCAUUGAUGAGGAAGAAGAUAAGCAACAUCACAAAGUAGCUGAAAACACAAAAGUAGAGAAAGAAGCUGCAGUGACAAUAGUAACAAUUCAGCAAGAUCUCUCUUCAAAACCAGAUGAUUUAAAGCCAGAGGUCCCUGUAGUGGAUGGAAAAUCUGAUGAUGGUAAAAAAGGAGAUGCUGAGAAAGAUAGUUUUAUCUCAGCUCAAGCAAAGAAGGCUGUUGGACAAACCACGGCUCAAGUAUCUAUAGAAUCAGACAAAAGCCAAGAGCUAAGCAGUGUAAAAGUGCAAGAUAAGGUUCCGGCUUCAGAAACAGCUGAGAAAACUGCAGAUUUUACAGCAGAGACAAAGAUCACUCUGUCUGUAGAGAUAGAGGAGCUUUCAGAAAAGGCUCAAGUACCUUUGAGUACACCAAAGAGUGAGAAACAGGAAACCAGUCAUACAGAGCCAAACAAUAUCAGUCAAUCUGAGGCUGCAAAAGGUGAGGAUAAAGUAACAAAAGGCAUUGAAGAUGGUAGACACGGUAGCAAUAUAGGUCAAGAUAAAGAGUCUUCUCUUGAAUCUGAUGUGAAAAGUCUUCCUGAAGUGGAGGAUCAGAAGACAAACAGUGGGGGAAAAGCCCAAACUGCGUUGCCAAGGGAAAAGACAGCAGUCAGUGCAGAAAUCAAAGCGUUGCAGCAGGAGGCAUCGGAAGGAAGCCAGGGUCAGAAAUCAAAACUGUCUGAAGUUUUAGAGAAAAUAAAGGAUCAUCAAGGUAAAACUGAGAAGGUGGAGACUAGUAAGUCAGAGAAAUAAAAAUAAAAGAGCACUAAAAAGCCAAAUAGGAAAAUCUGCUGAUGUAUGGGAAGUGAGGAUAAAGGACAUUUCCACCCUAAAAUUAAUGUGACAGCAGUUGGCAGGCAAAUAUCAGGGAUAGUGAAGCUAAAAAUAGAGAAUGGCUUAACUAAUACAGAUGCAAAUUCAAGGCACAAGUUGAACCAAGCAAAGAGAAGGAAGCUGUAAGAGCAUGAUUUUUGCUAUAGCUUUGCCUUUGAACCUCUCAUGUGAUGCAUUAAACUUGUAUGACUCACCACUCAAUGUAAUCAUGAAUGUACAAUAUGCAAAGUUACAUUUAAAAUUGCACCCAUCUAUAUUUGCUUUGAUAAGUGCUGACAAAUAAAUGCAAUAUG